Miniopterus natalensis is the source of this 2366-nucleotide messenger RNA. RefSeq names its product death effector domain containing 2 (gene DEDD2). Gene Ontology annotation, cellular component: nucleolus. Gene Ontology annotation, biological process: apoptotic process; regulation of apoptotic process; extrinsic apoptotic signaling pathway via death domain receptors. Gene Ontology annotation, molecular function: DNA binding; protein binding. NCBI's taxonomy places the organism in Eukaryota, Metazoa, Chordata, Mammalia, Chiroptera, Miniopteridae. The record is from RefSeq and is a predicted model, not a curated record.
ACUGGGCGAGGGGGUCGGAUUUGGACAGCACCACCUGUGCUCCUUUGGUCGGUCCCACUUGUAGGGGCCUGAGCGUCAUUUUCGGACGGCACCACUGGUGGGGAGCCGUGGGGCCGAUCGGAGAGCAUCGCUGGACGGAGCCCAGGGGCACGUCCGGCGGUACUACCCAGAGUCAAAGGGCCAGUCGGCUGGGUGCCCUGGGGUGGGCCCUCAGGCUCGUUCGGACCGAAUCGCGUGGUUGGUUCCGGAGGCUGGUUCGGAACAUACCACCUCGGGAGGGGCGCCCGGGCUCUGCAGGCCCGACCGGUCGGAGGUCGAGUGAGGUCUGGUGUCUCGACCUCUUAUUAGGGGACCUCGGACGAUACCAUUCCCUUCCGGGGGAGGGGGGAGGCUGAGACGGCUAGGGUGUGAGGGUAGAGCUGCCUCGCGGGUCGCGACGCACUGGCGGGGGUGGCGUUUGGGUCCCCACGUCGCUGACCACUGCCCCCUCCCCGCUGAGUGGGUUCUAGGCCCUGGUUCGAGCUUGUUCCGACCCCCUCCCCCGGGUAUGGCGCUGUCUGGGUCGACCCCUGCCCCGAGCUGGGAGGAGGACGAGUGCCUGGACUACUACGGGAUGCUGUCGCUUCAUCGUAUGUUCGAGGUGGUGGGCGGGCAGCUGACCGAAUGCGAACUGGAUCUGCUGGCUUUCCUGCUGGACGAGGCCCCCGGCGCCGCCGGCGGCUUGUCUCACACCCGUAGCGGCCUGGAGCUGCUUCUGGAGCUGGAGCGCCGCGGGCAGUGCGACGAGAGCAACCUGCGCCUCCUGGGGCAACUCCUGCGAGUGCUGGCCCGGCAGGACUUGCUGCCGCACCUGGCGCGCCGGCGGCGCCGGCCAGUGUCACCAGAACGCUACAACUAUGGCACCUCCAGCUCUUCUACAAAGAGGACAGAGGGCAGCUGCCGUCGGCGUCGGCAGUCAAGCAGUUCUUCAGAUGCUCAGCAGGGCCAGUGGGAGACAGGCUCCCCCCCAACCAAGCGGCAGCGGCGGAGUCGGGGCCGGCCCAGUGGUGGUGCCAGACGGCGGCGGAGAGGGGGCCCAGCUGCCCCCCAGCAGCAGCAAGAGCAGGCCAAGCCCACCUCGGAAGGCAAAGUGACCUGUGACAUCCGGCUCCGGGUGCGAGCAGAGUACUGCGAACAUGGGCCAGCCUUGGAGCAGGGUGUGGCAUCUCGGCGGCCCCAGGCGCUGGCACGGCAGCUAGAUGUGUUCGGGCAGGCCACUGCAGUGCUGCGCUCCCGAGACCUAGGCUCCGUGGUGUGUGACAUCAAGUUCUCUGAGCUCUCCUACCUGGACGCCUUCUGGGGGGACUACCUGAGUGGCGCCCUGUUGCAGGCCCUGCGGGGUGUAUUCCUGACUGAAGCUCUGCGAGAGGCUGUGGGCCGGGAGGCUGUCCGCCUGCUGGUCAGUGUGGACGAGGCUGACUAUGAGGCUGGCCGGCGCCGCCUGCUGCUGAUGGAGGAGGAGGGGGGACGGCGCCCAACAGAGGCCUCCUGAUCCUGGGUCUGGCAGGACUGACCCCACCUCCUAGCCUCCGGGCCACCUUCACCCCAGGAGGACGAAGAUAGACGACCAUCUCUGCCCCUAGGGGACUGUCACUCCAGCAGCUCUGAGGACUGAGACAGACAGAUGGCCAGGCCCCCUGACAGCCUGCACCUUGACAGUUCCUCUGACAGGAUGUGGGCUCUGAAGCCUAAACCACUUCCAGCUGAGUUUCCUUUCCAAACUACCCCCAUCCCACCCUCAGGUGUGUUCCUUCAGCUCCAGGAGGCCAGGGGCUCAGGCAUGCAGAUCUCAAAGGGAAGGAGACAUAGCCACACAGUCACCAAAGGCCCCCUGCACAUUGUGUUCCCAACCCUGGGUGGUUUACACACACUGCCCCCAUUGAAGUCUCCCCUGGGCUCCUGCCCUGGCCUGCUCCACACACUUCUUUGGCCUAAGGGCUUCUCUCUCAGGAUCUCUGAUAUUAUCGCCCCCAACCCUGGGCUUCAGCUGCACCAGGCACUGAAGUUGGGGCACACACGGGGCCUGCUCACCUUGCCCCAACAUCUCUACAGCCAGCCAGGGCUCUUCCCACUUUUCACACACAGACCUGGCCCUUCACCUUUUCCUGCUCCCCAGAGCUGGAUGUGGACUUGCACAAGGACCUACACCCAGAGUGUCUCACGUGUGUUACCAGCUGUAUCAGACCAAGUGUGCUGCUGCCCAUGGGGCCAGGACCAGAAGCCAACUGCCAUCUCAGAAAGGGAAAGGCAAAGGCUUGUGGGCCGAUGGGAAAAGUCUUUUACAAAUUGCAUCAAUAAAACUGCCCUGGAAGGGGCAUAGGUGGGCA